This is a messenger RNA of Thunnus maccoyii (southern bluefin tuna), 2764 nucleotides long. RefSeq names its product fibronectin type III and SPRY domain containing 1-like (gene fsd1l). NCBI's taxonomy places the organism in Eukaryota, Metazoa, Chordata, Actinopteri, Scombriformes, Scombridae. Gene Ontology annotation, molecular function: protein binding. Bases 140 to 1654 code for a protein of 504 amino acids. The transcript is spliced from 13 exons. The record is from RefSeq and is a predicted model, not a curated record.
GAUUCAGACUCUUAUUUUGACACUCCACACAGGAAGUCAUAGUGUCACAUAGACACUUCCUAUCGGUGUCUCCGUCCCCCCCUCCCUCUCUCGCUCUCUCUCUCUCUCUCUCUGUCUCUGUGUCUCUCUCUCUCAGGUGAUGGACACUCAGAAGGAAGCUCUGCGCAGGAUCAUCAGCACGUUAGCCAAUAAGAACGAAGAGCUCCAAACCUUCCUGGAAACAGUUGACACCACGCUAACGGGACUGCAGGAGGAGUCAUGGAAGGUGACAUCAGAGCUGGAGGCGGAGCUUGAACGACUAAGCUCCGCCCUCGAGGAGAAGGGGGUGGAGCUUCGCGGCGCCAUCAAAGAGGAGAAGCAGAGGAAGGAGGCGGAGCUCCAGAAGCAGCUGUCGGAGGGAAAGUUCGCUCUGCUGUCGUGUGAAGAACUGCUCGAGUUCGCAAAUCAAACACUGAACAUCACCAACGAAGAAGAAUUCCUGAAGGCUGCAAAACAAAUCAAAGAAAGGGUAACCAUGGCGCCGGCGUUCCGGCUGACGACUCGUCCGGCGGUGUCGGAGAACAUGUCGCAGUUUACCGUCGACUUCAGCGUGGAGAGGGCGGGGCUUCAGCGACUUCACUUCCUGCCAGUUCCCAGAGCUCCAGAGAUCGACGCCUCCAGCUGUGUCGUCCGUGACAACGCUGUCACAGUUGCCUGGCAACCGUCCAGUGAGGUUAUUGUCGACGGUGACAGUGGCAGCGGCGGCGGCGGCGGCGGUGGCGGCGGCGGGCGAAUCGAACGCUACGAACUCGAAUACCGAAAAACAAACAAGGACAGCUCGCUGAGAGCUGCAGGAGAGGCAUGCUGGGAAAAAAUCCACGACAUCCGAGAGACACAGGUCACCGUCACAGGUCUGAAGUUUGAUUCUCGCUUCGUCGUCGUUCGUGUUCGAGCGAGAAACAAAGCCGCCGCCGGCGAGUUCUCUGAGCCUGUCGCCAUAGAAACCAUAGCGUAUAACUUUGGCUUCGAUGCGGCGACGGCUCACCCGGAGCUGAAGGUGCAGGGCGACACGGUGACCUGGGAGCCACAGGGGGUCAAAGGUCAUGACCCCCGACUGAAGGGCAAAGAGAAUAAAAGCAGCAGUAGAAGCGCCACACCGUCACCCAAUAAGACCGCAGGAAGUCGAGCAGGACGCGACCGAUUCGCUGGAGAGUCGUACACAGUGCUGGGCGACCAGGAAAUGAGUGGCGGCUGUCACUACUGGGAGCUCCGCCCCCUGGCUGACUGGAAGUCAUUCAGUGUGGGCGUGGCCUACCGGGCCAGCCUGGGCCGCUUCGACCAAUUAGGGAAGAACGCUGGCUCGUGGUGUCUCCACGCCAGCCAAUGGCUUCAGAGCUCGCUCGCUGCAAAGCACAACAACCGAGCCAAGGCGCUGGAUUGGCCGUUGCCUCAGCGAAUCGGAAUCUACUGUAACUAUGACAACGGUGAUUUGUCCUUCAUCGACGUGGAUCGUCUUCGUCUUCUUCACUCUUUCAAAACAAAGUUCAGCCAGACGCUCGUCCCCGCCUUCACUGUUUGGUGUGGCGGUAUCUCCGUGACAACCGGCCUGCAGGUGCCAAGCUUCAUGGGAAAGUUUCUCUCCACCAAUCGGAGCCUCAGUAACUUGUCGCAGUAGAUCGACCAAUCAGAGCCUCAGUAACUUGUCGCAGUAGAUCGACCAAUCAGAGCCUCAGUAACUUGUCGCAGUAGAUCGACCAAUCAGAGCUUCAGUAACUUGUCGCAGUAGAUCGACCAAUCAGAGCCUCAGUAACUUGUCGCAGUAGAUCGACCAAUCAGAGCCUCAGUAACUUGUCUAAUGAUCAGUUUCUAUUGAGUAUCAUUAAUUUAUGUUAAUAUAUUUAUUAAUUACACAUAGAACUUAUUGAUAACAAAACUAAUUUGAUCUGAAACAUUAUUGAUCGAUUGUGGAAAUUGAUUAUUCUUACCUGCUCUUAUUUUGAAAAAUUACUAAUGUUAUUUCUUAGCUUUGACUUUUAUUUUGAAGUUUACAAAGAACUUAAUUUGUGGGAAUGGCUUUUAUUUUGAAAUACCUCAUUACAAAUAGUGUUGUGCAUUCUUACUGGAUUUUAUUGUGAAGGUGUGGACAGAACUUCCUGUCAUGACUUUUAUUUUAAAGGUGCAAUACGUAUAAUUUUGUAAGAAUUUCAGUUUAAAACAUUCAGUGAUGAACUAAACCGAUCGACAGAAUGUGAAGAAAUAACAGUUUAGACAUUACUUUGUGUAUUUUAUUGCAGAGAUAUCUACUGAAGUUAGCAUGCUAACUGGCUAGCCCUGGCCCGUCCUGUCCCGUAAUACCACUUUGUACCCCGAGAGGUGACAGUGAGUCACUGUAGCGUCCAGUCUGCCUCAGUCCAACAUGACAGGAAGAAGAAGUAGCGCUUCCUCUUCUAGUUUAGGUUUGUUCAAGCUCAACGUUAGCUCAACAUUAGCACUGAAUUGAUGUUGCUACCAUACUUAGUCAAAGUCCUAGCUACCUAGUUUGCUAGCUAACAGAGCUCUGAUAAUGCACUGUUGAUACGGCGCUAACGUAGCGUAGCAUGUGGAGGAUGAACUCUUACAUAUUGCACCUUUAAAGAUAUAAAUGUGAAUCAGAAAAAAAAUAUUUAUGUUUUUGAGAAUCAGGAUGAAAUGUCUCAUCAGUUUUUAUAAAGACGAUAAUCUGUGACUGAAAAUAAAAGAAUUUAAACAUAAUUAUAUUUAUCAAUCUUGUAUUUAUGUCAUAUCA